Messenger RNA from Zingiber officinale, 2122 nucleotides. RefSeq names its product AAA-ATPase At5g57480-like. The record is from RefSeq and is a predicted model, not a curated record. Lineage: Eukaryota; Viridiplantae; Streptophyta; Magnoliopsida; Zingiberales; Zingiberaceae. The transcript is spliced from 2 exons. The coding region runs from base 396 to 1907 and encodes 503 amino acids. Gene Ontology annotation, molecular function: ATP binding; ATP hydrolysis activity.
UGAUGACUAACCUGUAAAGUGAGCUGAUGAAGACCUCCCAACAACAGGCCACUGAACCAGACUCAUCCAUUUUCUCAAAUUUGCAGUGUGCUGGCAAAGACAGAUACAUGCCUUCCAUUGUCCACCAUGUCUCCUUUAGGUGUGGCCUACUCAAUCUCCAACUCAUCCUUUGUCUUCUUCCCAGAUAUUUGAGAAGUUAUCAGCGUUCCAAUCCUUAGAACAGAGGCCAGCAGUGCCUUCGGCUGAUAUAAGCCUGCCUUCUUCGUCCAUCUCUCCCAAGAUCUGACUCUGUUUAUUGACUUAGAGUCAUUCUCUGCAAAUUUAUUGAUGGAGAAUCCGAAGGUCGGAUUUUUUUUUGUUCCUUGAUCAAAAAGGAAGCUUUUUUAGAGGUAAAAAUGGAGUUUUGGACCUCCCUGGCGUCGUUCAUGGGGGUGUUCGCCUUCUGCCAGAGCAUGCUCCAUGCGGUGCUGCCGCCGGAGAUACGCUUCGCGGCGGCGACUGUCUUGCACCGGCUCUUCCUUUGCUUUUCCACCUAUUGUUACUAUGAUAUCACUGAGACCGACGGCGUGAGCACCAACGAGCUCUACCACUCGGUGCAGCUCUACCUGAGCCGGUCCGCGUCCGUCGCCGCCACGCGCCUCAGCCUCUCCCGCGGCCUCAACUCCUCCGCCUUCACCUUCGGGUUGAGUAGCCACGACCGGCUGGUGGACACCUUCCGCGGCGCCACCGCCACGUGGGAGCACGUCGUGACGCAGCGGCAGGCGCAGACGUUCUCGUGGCGGCCGCUGCCGGAGGAGAAGCGCAGCUUCACGCUCCGCAUCAAGAAGAAGGACAAGCCCCUGUUCGUGCCGGCAUACCUCGACCACAUCAUGGACACCGCCACCGAGCUCCGACGCCGGAGCCAGGAACGCCUCCUUUACACGAACUCCCGCGGCAGCAGUGGGGGCAUUGAGUCCCGCGGAUUUCCGUGGGAGUCUGUUCCCUUCAAGCACCCCAGCACCUUCGAAACCCUCGCCAUGGAUCCGGAGCGGAAAGAGCUGAUCAUGGCCGACCUCAGGGAUUUCACCGAGGGCAAGGCCUUCUACGAGAAGACCGGCCGCGCGUGGAAACGCGGCUACCUGCUCUACGGCCCGCCGGGCACGGGCAAGUCGAGCAUGAUCGCCGCCAUGGCCAAUUUCCUCGGAUACGACGUCUACGACCUGGAGCUCACCGAGGUCAGCACCAAUUCGGAGCUCCGCAAGCUCCUGAUGAAGACCACUUCAAAAUCCAUCAUCGUCAUCGAGGACAUCGAUUGCUCGAUAAACCUCACCAAUCGAGGCCCCAAAAAGCCGCCGAUCGAUUCGCCGUCGCCGUCGCCGGAGGACUCCAAUGCUGCCUCCCCCAAGACGAUAACUUUAUCCGGCCUCCUCAAUUUCACCGACGGAUUGUGGUCCUGCUGCGGAAGCGAACGCAUUUUCGUGUUCACCACCAACCACGUCGAGAAACUCGACUCAGCGUUGCUCCGAUCGGGCAGAAUGGACAUGCACAUACUGAUGGGCUACUGCUCGUUCCCGGCGCUCAAGAUCCUGAUGAAGAACUACCUAGGGAUAGACGACGGCGACCUCGACGAAAAAUCCGACCUUGUGACCGGAUUGGAGGCGGCCAUCGACGAGGCCGAGAUAACUCCGGCGGACGUCAGCGAGAUCCUGAUUAAGAACCGGCGGCGGGAUAAGCGCGCGGCGUCGGCUGAACUGCUGGAGACUCUCAAGGCCCGGUGGGAGAAGAGGAGGAAGGAAGGAGGGAAGAAGAGUUCCGGCGACGGAAUGGAAGUGGAGGAGGAGGAGGAGGAGAAGAGGGCAUUGGACAGCCCCAAGGAGAGCGGUCAAGCGAUGGAGGGUAGAAAUGGCAAAGACGAAGGAGCAUUGUGAUUAGAAACCACGCCCGCCAUGUGUUCGCUGAAAUGCCUCUGCCAAUGUGAUUGUUGAAUAAAUAGUGGGUGUCUAGCUUUUGCCAUAUUACCCAUUCCAUUUUGAACUCCAUUGAAUCGUUUGGGUUGUUGAUAGAUUUUGCAUGUUUUGAAGAAGAAUAUAAGGUUGAUAUGUACUUUUCGAUUGCAUCAAAAACUUUGUAGAUGUCUUUGUUA